Molecule: messenger RNA, 2150 nt
Organism: Eucalyptus grandis
Lineage: Eukaryota; Viridiplantae; Streptophyta; Magnoliopsida; Myrtales; Myrtaceae
Product: probable E3 ubiquitin-protein ligase RHC2A
Exons: 1
Coding region: 367-1512 (381 amino acids)
Biological process (GO): protein ubiquitination
Cellular component (GO): cytoplasm
Molecular function (GO): ubiquitin protein ligase activity
Source: RefSeq, a predicted model, not a curated record
UGCCGUUUCUCCCUCGUAUUCCACGCACGAUCUCUUCUUCUCUCUCUCUCUCUUUCUCUCUCCUCAUUCGCGUCCCCUUCAAGGGGAAAAGAACCAAAGAAGAAAUAAAAAUUCGAUCUUUACUCUCUCCUCGAAUGAUCUCGAGCCUCUUUUCAUGGAGUUGAUCCUCUUCUCCGGUCUGGGUUCCGGGAAUUAGGGUUUCUUUCGCCUCUUUGAGGAGCAAAAUCGGCUCGGAUUCGCCGGCGUUCGAGCCGAAAGUCUUGAUUUUUAGGGUUGUCUCGGGUUGGGGUUUCUUUGCCUCCUUCGGAUCUGCAGGAGGAGGAGGGAUUCAGGGGCUCGAUCGGCAGGUUCCCCGGGGGCCAUUAGAUGUCUUCGGCGACGUCGUCCUACUGGUGCUAUAGGUGCAGCCGCUUCGUUAGGGUUUGGAGCCCGGAUUCCAUCACUUGCCCCAAUUGCGACGGCGGGUUCGUCGAGGAGAUCGAGAACGCCGCGCCGCUUCCGAUCCCCGGCGAUGCUCGCCGCAGCCGGAGGUUCCCCACCGCCGCGAUGUACAUGAUCGGGUCGAGGUCGAACCAGGAUCGGAGUCCCGACUUCGGCGGCGGCGGCGGCGGCCUGCGCAGGAGCCGCAGGAACGGGGGCGACCGGUCGCCGUUCAAUCCGGUCAUCGUGCUGCGCCGGCCGUCCGACGGCAGCGGCGACGGUGGCGAGAGGAGCAGCUACGAAUUGUACUAUGAUGAUGGUGGUGGGUCUGGGCUGAGGCCCUUGCCUGCGAGCAUAUCUGAGUUUUUGCUCGGAUCCGGGUUUGAUAGGUUGCUCGACCAGCUGUCGCAGAUCGAAAUUAAUGGUAUUGGGAGGUUUGAGCAUCCGCCAGCGUCGAAAGCGGCAAUCGAGUCAAUGCCCACAAUUGAAAUCGGUGAGCACCACGUGUCGACUGAAUUGCACUGUGCUGUUUGUAAGGAAUUGUUUGAAUUUGGGUCUGAGGCUAGAGAAAUGCCCUGCAAGCACUUGUAUCAUACCGAUUGCAUAUUGCCUUGGCUGUCCUUGCGCAAUUCGUGCCCUGUGUGCCGCCAUGAGCUGCCGGCAGAUACCUCAGAAUCCCAGGACACGAAUAGAGGUGAAAAUGGUAGGUCGGAGGAUGAGGACACAGUAGGUUUGACCAUAUGGAGGUUGCCUGGUGGUGGGUUCGCGGUGGGACGGUUCUCUGGUGGAAGAAGAGGUGGCGAGAGGGAAUUACCGGUUGUUUACACAGAAAUGGAUGGUGGGUUUAAUAAUGGAGGAGUGCCCAGGAGAAUUUCUUGGGCUGCAAGAGGGAGUAGAGGUAGAGAGAGCGGUGGGAUCAGGAGGGUCUUGAGGAAUCUGUUUGCUUGUUUUGGUGGACGGUCAGGAUCAUCUGUUGCGUCGAGUUCUGGGUCCAGUUUGGAUUCAGCUGCGAGAACUAGGUCGAUUUCGACCUCUAAUAUGUCUUCUUUGAGGAGGCAGAGAGCUUUAGCUAACGCUGCAAACAGGAGAUAGGGCAUAUUCUUUGAGCUAAAGCGCCAAUGCAGAAGGGACUGAAUAUUAGUGGGGGAAGGAUCAAUGUAAAUAGAAAGGUGAUGUGAUGUUCUCUCAAUACUUGUUCUGCUGGGAUGCCGAGUUGAUCACUAGAUUGAUGAAGAUUUAAAAGCAAUGUGACGUUCUGUCGAUACUUCUUCUUGCGGGACUUUUGAGUUAUCUUCUGCAUGGAAGGAUUUAGUGGGGGAAAUUCGUUCCUGUAUAAAUAGUCAUUAUCUGUUCAAGCAAAAAUUUUAUGAGGAUCACUGUGAAUGAACAGACUAUGCAAGAAGGGAUUGUGUAUUGUGGAGAAGAAGUGAGUCCACAAUCUCAUGUACCCCACCCAUGUCUGGUCCAAGUCACGUCAGUUUAGCAGGAUUUAUGGCAAUCUCUUUUGUGUAUUUCCCUUUUCUCUAUCUGUUUAGAUAGGAUGCAUUUUGUUGUAUUUGUCGGUGUCAUUUUUUUUUUCCCAAGGCAAUAUGAUAAAUCUUAUGCAGCGGAAGAAUGAGUUAGUGAAUGCUUCUUUCUGCUAAAUUAUCUUUUUCUCCUGGAUGAGUGAUGAAUUUCUUCACAGAGCUGUCAACCUCCGCCGAUGUAUUUCCAACCGAUAUCAAACUUAA